Molecule: messenger RNA, 3710 nt
Organism: [Torrubiella] hemipterigena
Lineage: Eukaryota; Fungi; Ascomycota; Sordariomycetes; Hypocreales; Clavicipitaceae
Source: the annotation of a GenBank genome assembly
CCCGCCUCUCUUCUUCCCUCUCCCACCUCUUUCUCCCCCCCACCGCCUUUGAACAAUUCCAACUGCAACCAUGGAUUCCACCGCCGUCAGGGCCUUGCUGGCGUCUAGCUUGGUUCCGGACGCCGAUACUCGACGACGAGCCGAAAUUCAGCUUAAGCAGAUUGAGGAGCAGCCUGGAUUUUUGGUUUGCCUGCUCGACAUCUUGGAGACCGAUGUCGAUGCCAGCGUCCGCCUAGCCACCGUCAUCUACCUCAAGAACAGAGUCAACCGAUCAUGGUACAACGCCGAACCCACCCCCGGCGAGAAGCUGGUAACGGACGACGAAAAGAACCAGAUCAGAGACCGUCUCGUCCCCAUCCUCGCUUCGUCUCAGGGUCUUGUCCGUCCUCAAAUUAUCCCCGUCAUUCAGCGUAUUCUGCAAGUCGAUUUCCCCGCCAGAUGGCCCCGAUUCAUGGACUUCACCACCGAGCUCCUCCACACAAACGACGCCGCCUCCGUCCUUGCUGGUCUGCAGUGCCUGCUCGCCAUUUGCCGCGCCUUUCGAUACAAGGGUGCUGACAAUUCCGAUCGUCAGCAGUUUGAUGAGAUUGUCAAGGGCAUCUUCCCUCGUCUUCUCGCCAUCUGCAACGAACUCAUUGCUCAGGAGAGUGAUGAGGCGGGUGAAAUGCUUCACCUCGCCCUCAAGGCCUACAGACACGCCACUUGGCUCGAGCUCUCCCCGUGCCUCCGCGAAAACGAUACCAACAUUGCCUGGUGCACCGUCUUCCUCCACACCGUCUCCAAGGUCAUCCCCGCAAGUGCCAUGCAGGAUGAGCCUGAGGAGCGCCAGAAGCACCACUGGUGGAAGUCCAAGAAGUGGGCUUACUUUAACCUCAACCGUCUCUUCAUCCGCUACGGUAACCCUGCUUCGCCUGGCAAGGGUGACGACGCUGUUCAGUAUGCCAAAAACUUCACUGCCAACAUCGCCCCCGAGAUCCUCAAGCACUACCUCGCCGAAAUCGAAAAAUGGGUUGCCAAGACGUCGUGGCUCAGCAAGCCCUGCUUGUCCUACACUCUUGUCUUCUUGGACGAGUCCGUUCGUCCCAAGGAGAUGUGGACUCACCUUAAGCCGCACCUACAGACCCUUGUGACCCAUUUCGUCUUCCCAGUCCUCUGCCUCGGCGAGGAGGAUAUCGAGCGAUUUGAAGACGAGCCCGAGGAGUACCUCCACCGCAAGCUCACCUACUACGAAGAAGCCUCUGCUCCCGAUGUCGCUGCCACCAACUUCCUUGUCAACCUGACCAAGAACCGCCGUACCGAGACUUUUGAGAUUCUCAAGUUUGUCAACGCUAUUGUCAACGAAUACGAGGAGGCUCCCAACGAUAAGAAGAACCACAUUGCCAAGGAGGGUGCCUUGCGCAUGAUUGCUACACUUGCUCCCGUCAUUCUUGGCAAGAAGAGCCCUAUUGCCGAUCAGAUCGAAUACUUCUUGGUCCGAUAUGUCUUCCCCGACUUUACCAGCCCUCUCGGAUACCUGCGAGCACGUGCCUGCGAUACUAUUGAAAAGUUUGAGUUGCUCGACUUCCAGGACCAGAACAACCUGCUCACCAUUUACAACCGCAUCCUCGACUGCAUGGCCGAUACUGCCCUGCCUGUUCGUGUCACUGCAGCCCUAGCCCUGCAACCCCUCAUCCGCCACGAGGUGAUCCGCGUCUCCAUGAAGCAGAGCAUCCCCACUAUCAUGCAGCAGCUUCUCAAGCUCGCCAACGAGUGCGAUAUUGACGCUCUCGCCAACGUCAUGGAAGACUUUGUCGAGGUUUUCGCCACUGAGCUAACACCAUUUGCCGUGGCCCUUUGCGAGCAGCUCCGCGACACCUACCUACGUAUCGUCCGUGAAAUGAUCGAGAAGGAGGCCAAGGCUGGCGACGACGGUGACUACUAUGCCGAGUACGAUGACAAGAGCAUCACCGCUCUCGGUGUUUUGCAAACCAUUGGCACCUUGGUGCUGACUCUUGAGAGCACACCCGAUGUGUUAUUGCACAUUGAGGCGGUCCUCAUGCCCGUUAUCAGAAUCACGCUCGAGAACAAGCUCUACGAUCUUUACAACGAAGCCUUUGAGAUUAUCGACAGCUGUACCUUCACCGCCAAGGGCAUCUCCCCCAACAUGUGGCAGGCAUUUGAGCUUAUCCACACUACCUUCAAGUCUGGCGCCGAGCUGUAUCUCGAGGAUAUGCUUCCUGCUCUCGACAACUUUGUUCAGUACGGUGCCACACAGCUGCUGCAGAAGCCCGAAUACGUCCAAGCUCUCUACUCCAUGGUCUCGGAUAUGUUCCAGGAUCCUCGCCAGGGUGGCCACGAGCGCAUUUGCGCUGUCAAGCUUGCUGAGGUUAUGAUGCUGAGCCUGCGCGGUAGCAUUGACAACUGCGUCGAAGGUUUCAUCGUCAUGGCCAUGUCGCUGCUGGCAGCGUCCGAGGUUAAGCCCAAGAGCUACAAGCUGCACCUUUUGGAGAUGGUUAUCAACGCCGUCUACUACAACCCUCUCCUCACACUCCAAAUUCUUGAGAGCAAGGGCUGGACCAACCGAUUCUUCAGCCUGUGGUUUGGAAACAUGACUGCGUUUAGCCGAGUUCACGACAAGACGCUUUGCAUCGCCGCCAUCUCAUCGCUGCUCAGCAUCAACCCCGACCAAGUCCCCCAGAGCAUCUCUGUCGGCUGGCCCCGUCUUCUCCAGGGCAUCACGGAGCUCUUCCGAACCUUGCCAUACGCCAUGAAGAACCGCGAAGACGCUCUCCGUGAUGACUUCACUCUCAACGCUUCGUACGACUACGAUGACGAAGAGGAGUGGGAUGAUGACGAGACCAAGUGGGAGGGUGAGACUGAGGAGGCUCCCGUCGAGGAGGAGAGCACUGAUGCCAAGGAUGGCAGCGCGGCCUACAUUGAGUUCUUGAACGAUGAGGCCUCCAAGUUCAGCCGCGCCUACGAUGAUGAUGAUGAUGAUGAUGAGCUCACAGAAGAGAGCGUCUUGAUGGAGUCACCCUUGGAUAAAUUAGAGCCAUAUGGCAUUUUCAAGAUUACCCUCUUGAAGAUGCAACACGAGCAACCUACAUUCUACGCCAACCUUGCCCAGCACCUGUCUGCUGAAGAGCAGAGCAUCCUGCAAAACAUCGUUGUCAGAGCCGACGAGAUUGCUGCCCAGCUGGCUUCGAGCGCUGCUGCCAAUGCAAGCGUGAAUUAGACCAUGCGACACGAAAACCGAAAGGAGUACUUGGAUUGGAGUCAAACAACUGGCCACCUGUGGGAUUUUAGACAGGUUUGAGCAGGUUUUGCGUUUUUAUUUUAUAUUUUAGCUUGGUUGGAGGAAUAAUUUUGGCAGGUUUGCCAUGUGUGGUUCCUUGCUACAUACAAUAGGCGGCUGCCAGUGGUUCUGCCCGCACCGUGUAGAAUCGCAAUACCAUGUAGGAAGCAAAAACCGAUUGGGAAGAGGAAGCCGUGGGAUUUGAGGCUUUCCUGAAUAGAAAAAGCUACAGCGGGCGACGAACUGUGAUGAUGCUGCAGAGGAGGAAAUAUAGGUAGCGCGUUGCAUUGACAUAUACCAUCACUAAACAAAAGGACACUUUUUGACAUCAAUUGACCAUGAAUAGAUAGACAAGCGCUAAGCAAGUGACUAUUGUUGACUAGACGUCUAUUGUACGUGGUACGAGUCAGUAGUAUAGCGUCAAGCUAAGUGGUGA